CACUAAUGGUAUUCUCACUCUUAUCUCUCUACACCUUCUCACCGGUCUCAAGCGACCAGCAGCACCCCCUAGACCCUCUAACCCCAUCCGAGUUCAACCUGGUCCGAACCAUAGUCAAGAAUUCAUACCCCAGCCCUAACCUCAACCUAACCUUCCAGUACAUAGGUUUGGACGAGCCAGACAAAUCCACCAUCCUCUCAUGGCUAUCAAACUCCGGCUCCACAUCCCCACCUCGCCGUGCCUUGGUCACCACGCGUCUAGAAAAAGAAUCCCACGAGAUAAUAGUAGACUUAUCGGCCGGUUCGAACCGUUCGAUAGUCUCCGACAAUGUUUACCUUGGACAUGGCUACCCUCUGCUUACCCUUGACGAACAAGGUGCUGCAUCCGCAUUGCCAGAAACAUAUGAGCCGUUCAUCAAAUCGAUUGAGAAGAGGGGGCUGAACUUAUCCGACAUCGUUUGCUCCACCUAUACGCGCGGGUGGUAUGGGGAGAUGAAGAGUAAGAGGGUGUUGAAGCUACAAUGUUACUACAAGGAAGGAAAAGUUAAUUUCUACUUGAGACCAGUGGAAGGAAUACUGUUAGUGGUUGAUCUUGAUGAGAUGAAGAUAGUUGAAUACUACGAUAGGUAUAUUGCUCCGGUGCCAAAAGCUGAGGGAACAGACUACCGGGCAUCAGCGCAGAAGCCACCGUUCGGUCCGCCUUUACACAGUGCAGCCUUCGUGCAACCAGACGGACCAGGAUUUAAGAUAGACGGCCACAAUAUCAGUUGGGCAAACUGGAUGUUCCACCUAGGAUUCGAUGUUCGAGUUGGUCCAAUAAUUACUCUGGCAUCAAUUUAUGACGUUGAGAAGCAGACAUAUCGGCGGGUGCUAUAUAGAGGAUUUAUAUCCGAGUUAUUUGUGCCUUACAUGGACCCAUCCGAGGAUUGGUACUACAAAACUUUUUUCGAUUCCGGCGAAUUUGGUUUCGGUCAAUCUGCAGUGUCACUCCAGCCCUUCGCCGAUUGCCCUGCCAAUGCAGUAUUCUGGGACGCUUAUUAUGCCGGAGAAGAUGGUGUGCCUGUCAAUAUAUCCAAUGCGCUUUGCAUAUUCGAACGCUAUGCCGGAAAUAUAAUGUGGCGUCACACUGAGUUGGGGAUUCCAGAUGAAGUUAUAAGGGAGGUUAGGCCAGAAGUGAGCCUGGUGGUGAGGAUGGUCGCAGUGGUGGGCAACUAUGACUAUAUUGUUGAUUGGGAAUUCAAGCCGGGUGGCACCAUUAAAUUGGGGGUUGGGCUAACGGGCGUGCUAGAAGUGAAGGGGGUGACAUACACCUACACAGAUCAGAUAACCGAGGACGCCCAUGGCACUUUGUUUGCAAAUAACACCAUCGCAGUUUACCACGACCACUUCUUGACGUACUAUCUUGACCUCGACGUGGAUGGUGAAGCCAACUCCUUUGUCAAGAACAAUUUGGAGACGAUCCGAACAACAAACCAAAGCUCCCCAAGGAAAAGUUACUGGACAGUUGUGAGUGAGACGGCGAAAACCGAAGGCGAAGCUCGAAUCCAGUUAGGCUUUAAUCAACCUGAGCUAAUAGUGGUGAAUCCCAAUAAGAAAACCAAACUUGGGAAUGAUGUUGGUUACCGUCUGAUUCCAGGAUCAGUGGCACAUCCCCUCCUAUCGUACGAUGAUUAUCCACAAAUCCGGGGAGCCUUCACUAAUAAUAAUGUGUGGGUCACACCCUAUAACAAGUCGGAGAAAUGGGCAGGAGGAGCAUUUGUUGAUCAAAGCCGAGGAGAGGAUACCUUAGCAGUUUGGAGUCUCAGGAAUAGGGAGAUCGAAAACAAAGACAUAGUAUUGUGGUACACAGUUGGAUUUCAUCAUGUCCCUUCCCAGGAUGAGUUUCCGGUGAUGCCAACCUUAAGCGGUGGGUUUGAGCUCCGGCCAAACAAUUUCUUUGAGAGCAAUCCAGUACUUAAAACAAGAUCUCCCGGUAUUGUACCAGGGCCUAACUGCACCACCCAAGCGUAG
Molecule: messenger RNA, 2009 nt
Organism: Alnus glutinosa
Lineage: Eukaryota; Viridiplantae; Streptophyta; Magnoliopsida; Fagales; Betulaceae
Product: amine oxidase [copper-containing] alpha 3, peroxisomal-like
Exons: 5
Coding region: 6-2009 (667 amino acids)
Biological process (GO): amine metabolic process
Molecular function (GO): quinone binding; primary methylamine oxidase activity; copper ion binding
Source: RefSeq, a predicted model, not a curated record